AUGUCUUUACCUCUACGACAUUCGCUAGAAAACGUAUCAUCCCUAGAUAGAGCAUUAGAAGAUCUAUUGGUACGUUUUAUCAUUAAUAUCCCUUCAGAAGAUUUAUCAAGUGUUGAAAGAGAACUCUUUCAUUUUGAAGAAGCAUCAUGGUUCUAUACUGAUUUUGUCAGAUUAAUGAACCCAACUUUACCAUGUUUGAAAAUUAAAUCUUUUGCCAACCAUAUUAUUCACUUAUGCCCAUUAGUUUGGAAAUGGGAUAUCAAAGCUGAUCAAGCAUUGCAUAUAUUUUCCUUAUAUAAGAAGACAAUUCCUGUACGUGGUGCUGCUAUUUUUAACGAGAAAAUGAAUAAAAUCCUAUUAGUAAAAGGUACCGAAUCUGACUCAUGGUCAUUUCCAAGAGGUAAGAUAUCAAAAGAUGAAGACGAUGUAUCAUGCUGUAUUCGUGAAGUAAAGGAGGAGACUGGGUUUGACUUGACUCCUUAUAUAGAAGAAGAUCAGUUUAUUGAAAAAAACAUUCAAGGCAAAAACUACAAAAUAUUUUUAGUAGCUAACAUUCCAGAUACAUUUGAAUUCAAACCACAAGUUAGAAAUGAAAUUGAAAAAAUUGAAUGGAGAGAUUUUAGAAAAAUUACAAAGUCAGUUUAUAAAUCCAAUAGUGGUACAAAAUAUUAUUUAAUUAACUCAAUGCUAAGACCGUUGUCCUUAUGGAUAAAACGUCAAAGACAAAUUAAAGGUGAGGAUAAAUUAAAGGCUUAUGCUGAAGAACAAUUAAAACUCUUAUUAGGUUUGACAAAGAGUGAGGAGAAAACUUCAGAUCCUGGUAGAGAACUGCUUAAUAUGUUACAUUCUGCAGUUCAAUCAAAAUCCAACAAAAACCAAAAUACAUCUAAGCACUCAAAUGAUAGCGAAGAUUCGGAAGAAGAAUACCCAUCUACAACUAAUCAAUCCACUUUUGAUUUUACUUUAAAUCAAGGAAAUUUACCCCAAGUCUCAAUGAAUGGCUCUCAACCUACCAAUCAAUUACCAUUUAUGUUUGGAUUACAGCCUUUUGCUCCAUUUCCAUUUGUAAACAAUGCAGGUGUAACAAACUUCCCUUUUGUUACUAAUUCACCUGCUCCUCAAGCAACUCAAUCUCAAGGACUCACUCAAUAUAAUUCCAUGAAUAUUGGUAACUUAAAUACUUACAACGAUAUGCAACCAAUUCCAAUUCAUCUGUCCACACCAAAUGUUGCUUCAUUAUCAAGACCAACUUUAGUACCAGCAACGUCGCAGAUAAAUAAUAUGAAUAAUAUCAACAACAUUCAAGAUUCGUCAACAGAAUCAUCUAUCAAACCUAAUUCAGAACUUCUAGAUUUAUUAAAGAAACCUCAAAUUCCAGCUAGUGAAGAUAAUAAUGUCAAACGGGAGGUUAAAAUAUUGAAAAGAGGAGAACAACUAGAUCAAGAAUCCGAUACUAAUCCUGAUAAGAAAUCCCCAGAUAAUUCCUAUUCAUUAUUAAACCAAUUAAUGAAUACAAAGACAAAUUCUGAAAAACAUACCAUGGAAUUGAAUCUAAAUAACAUAACUGAAUCAAGGAAUUUAUUGAAUAUGUUACAUAAACCACAUACUAAUCCACCCCCAAACACUAACCAGCCAACUUUUGUUCCUACUAAGCCACACAAUCUAUUAACUAAAGAAUCCAAUAGUAUCUCUAACUCUUCCUUAUUCACAGGUGGCAGUUUAGAAAAGGCUAUACUAAGUAAAAAUGACCACUCUAAUGGCAUGGAAUAUGAAGAUUUUGAAGAAAGCUCAGCCUCAGAAGAUGAAGAAGAAUAUAUUGAAAGAGAAUUAGAAGAAUUAGAAAUCGAAGAGCCACCGAGCUUUGGAACUGUAGAUCGUGAAGCUUUAAAUACAAAUUACUUCGAUUCGAAUGAAAUCCCUCACAUGGAUGUAUCAAAUAUUAGCAUGAACUCGACUUAUGAAUACUCCAGAAACCCAACCACUCUACCUGUAUCUCCAAGCAGCAGAAAAUUUAUGUCACCAGCUUUCAACGCUAAUAAUCAUCCUACAGACAAAGUCGAUGAUACUCCAAAAUCUAAACCAAAAUUCAAAAUAUUAAAGCGUGGUGAAAAGUUAGAUUCUCCAAAUUUAAAAACAGAACAACCAGUUUCAGUAAACAAUGACCCUAGCGAUUCUGAUUUAAAGUAUAUUUCAAAUGUUUCACUAAACCCAUCAUCAUCAUUAUUGAAUUUAUUAAAGAAACCUAGUGAAAAUGAAAACACCGCACAAGCAUCAACUGAUGGAUUAUCCCAACAAACUUCUAAUCUUCUUUAUCAGACUUCUGACUACCUGACACAGUCUGAAUCAACCAAUUUUAGUAAGCCAACUGAAUUAUUAAAUAUUUUGAAUAAAUCCAAAUACAAAUUCUAA
This is a messenger RNA of Henningerozyma blattae CBS 6284, 2409 nucleotides long. RefSeq names its product decapping enzyme complex catalytic subunit (gene DCP2). Gene Ontology annotation, molecular function: 5'-(N(7)-methylguanosine 5'-triphospho)-[mRNA] hydrolase activity; RNA binding; manganese ion binding. Lineage: Eukaryota; Fungi; Ascomycota; Saccharomycetes; Saccharomycetales; Saccharomycetaceae. The record is from RefSeq and is a predicted model, not a curated record. The transcript has a single exon. Gene Ontology annotation, cellular component: P-body; cytoplasm. The coding region runs from base 1 to 2409 and encodes 802 amino acids. Gene Ontology annotation, biological process: nuclear-transcribed mRNA catabolic process, nonsense-mediated decay; deadenylation-dependent decapping of nuclear-transcribed mRNA.